GAUGCUCAGUUUGGAUCCACCCCGUUCAUUGAUUGUAAAUACGUGUAUCGCAAAGAUGUAUGGAGAUUGUAGUACAUUGUUGCUUUCUAUGCGUCGAUUUAAUGCUACGCGGACUACAGACAUCAGUUCGCUGUUUAAAGAGGCGCAGCGAGUAGGCUGGAGCAAUUGCCAGAGGUCGGUUAGGGGCGGCUCGUUGUUGGGAGGUAGUAGGCUGGAGAGCUGGGCCGGUGUCGGCCCGAGGGAGGAGGGAAUGAGUGAAGAGGAUCAGAACGUUGCAGACUGCAAUAGGAGUAUCGAUUGUCCCAGUAUAGAGCAAAUGCUGGCGCUGAAUCCGGGAAAGACUCCUAUCAGCCUGCUUCAAGAAUAUGGGACAAGAAUAGGAAAAACUCCUGUGUACGAUUUACUGAAGGCAGAAGGACAAGCCCACCAGCCGAACUUCACCUUCCGAGUCACAGUCGGAGACAUCAACUGCACUGGUCAGGGUCCCAGCAAAAAAGCAGCGAAACAUAAGGCAGCAGAGGUUGCUUUGAAAUUACUUAAAGGAGGAAGUCUGAUGGAGCCCCAAGAAGAUGGAGUCGGGAGUGAUUUCAUCUCUGAAGCAGACGAUGACGGACUUCAUUCAAAGCUUCCAGUAGAAGAUGCUAAUUGUGAAACCUUCUCAGCUUUAGGAAGUGUUCGGAAUUUACCAUCUGAAGUGAAAACUGUAAGCAGUGCCCAGCAAGCAGAGUGUAAUCCAGUUGGGGCGUUACAGGAGCUGGUUGUACAGAAGGGAUGGCGACUGCCAGAGUACACGGUCACACAGGAAUCCGGCCCUGCUCACAGGAAGGAGUUUACCAUGACCUGCAAGGUGGAAAGAUUUGUGGAAAUUGGAAGUGGCACAUCAAAGAAGCUGGCAAAACGAAAUGCUGCAGCAAAAAUGUUGUCUCGAAUCCACAGCAUUCCAGUCGAUCAACGAGAGGGUAAUGAAGCUGAGGCAGAUGAAGACCAGUUUUCCAUGAUGACUAAGGUGGAUGCUAUGAAAGGAAGGAAUUCUGGUUGUACAUGGGACUCUCUUAGAAACUCUGCAGGGGAGAAGAUUUUACAGCUACGGUCCCGGCCCCUUGGAAUACCAAACUCUGACUUCUGUCAUCUACUUGCAGAACUAUCGGAGGAGCAGAGGUUUGACAUCAGUUACUUGGACAUUGAGGAGAGAAGUCUGAGUGGCCAGUGCCAGUGUUUAGUUGAACUGUCUACCCAACCCACUACAGUAUGCCAUGGCUCUGCCCUUUCCAGAGUUGCUGCCCGUUCCAGUGCUGCCUACAAUGCUUUACAGUACCUCAAAAUAAUGGCAGCAGGAAAGUAAAGGAAACCAAAGUUAGAGCAAUAAAAUACCUCCAAAUUCCAGCACACUUUUCAGAUUGUUUUCUUAUUGGAGAUAGCCUCAGCAUCAUUGUUUAAUAUUGGUUCCUUUGAAAUGCUCCUGAAUCUUUGUGGUGCUUUUCUGAUAGCACUUUUCAUCCUUAUCUUGUCAUCGGACACCAGGAAUCAGACAGUCUUAACAGAAGAACCUUCCAUUUGGAAUGGAGAGUGCAGGAGGUCUACAAAUGCUGUGGCAUUAAUGGAACCUUUGAGUGAAACACAGACUCUUCUCUGUAUUUGCAUUCAGCGUUCACUUUAACAAAGUUCUAUUUUAAACUGCCUUAUCAAGAGCUUGUGUGUUUUUGUCCACCUUGACUUGUUUAGUGCCAUAUUCUUUUUUUUUAAUUUGUUCACUAUGAUUUUUAUUUUGCAUUCAACUUCAAGUUCCAGUAGACAUCUUUCGAAUGAGAGGACGUUAUUUGCCUGGUCCCUGCUUUAAGGGAACUGUUCAUUUCAGUUUUAAAUGUGUAGUAAAGUACUUUUACAGAUUUGUUAUUUAUUUUUUUUUUUUUUUUUUUUUUUGAGGUGGCAAGAAUGGCCUUGAUUGUAGAUAGCAUCAUUUUUUAUUUUUUAUUAAAUUGCUUUCUUAAAAUGG
Protopterus annectens (West African lungfish) is the source of this 1993-nucleotide messenger RNA. RefSeq names its product TARBP2 subunit of RISC loading complex (gene TARBP2). Gene Ontology annotation, molecular function: siRNA binding; pre-miRNA binding; double-stranded RNA binding. Gene Ontology annotation, biological process: regulation of siRNA processing; regulation of miRNA processing; regulation of viral transcription. Gene Ontology annotation, cellular component: RISC-loading complex. The record is from RefSeq and is a predicted model, not a curated record. Lineage: Eukaryota; Metazoa; Chordata; Ceratodontiformes; Protopteridae. The coding region runs from base 2 to 1342 and encodes 446 amino acids. The transcript has 8 exons.